Salvia miltiorrhiza (redroot sage) is the source of this 909-nucleotide messenger RNA. Its product is annotated as ACT domain-containing protein ACR2-like. The transcript has 6 exons. The record is from RefSeq and is a predicted model, not a curated record. The coding region runs from base 70 to 867 and encodes 265 amino acids. Lineage: Eukaryota; Viridiplantae; Streptophyta; Magnoliopsida; Lamiales; Lamiaceae.
AGCUCAUCAGGGACUGCAGAUUUAACUCCUUUUGAUUGAGAUUCAAGUCACAAAGACAAAACUCCCAGAAUGAACAGAGUUUGCUCGCCUUAUUUUGAUCCUGAUUAUGAUAACCUCCCAGAGAGGAUACAUGGGCCAGCUUUUAGAGUGAACGACAAUGAAAGCUUAGAGGAUUGCACGAUUGUUAAGAUCGACUGCGUGAACAAGCAGAGCCUCCUCUUGGAUGUGGUGCAAGCUCUCACUGAUUUGAACCUCACCAUAUCUAAAGGCUACAUCUCUUCUGAUGCAGGCUGGUUCAUGGAUGUUUUUCAUGUGAAGAAUGAGCUGGGCUUCAAAGUUACUGAUCAAAGAGUGAUCAGCUACAUCCAGCAGGCGAUGAGCUCGGGCAACGCGUCUAGCCCGAAGGCGAAGGCAACGAGUAGUUUGGCGAUAGAGAUGACGGGGAAGGACAGGCCGGGGCUGUUCUCGGAGAUCUCAGCAGCACUGGCUGGCAUGGGGUGCAACAUCAUUGAGGCACACACGUGGAGCCACAACGCGCUCCUCGCCUGCGUUGCUUACAUAUCAGGCCAGUCCGUGGACACCCCAAUCGACGACCGCAGGCUCCAUGCCAUCGAGGACCACCUCACCACGGUCCUCCGCGCCACCACUGCCACGGAGGAGAGUGCAGAGGUGAAGCCCGCAGCAGGGCUGCCCCUGCCCAAGGGGGAGCUCGGCAGCACCACCAGAGUGGAGCGCCGCCCGCACCAGCUCAUGCUCGAGGUGUGUGACUUUGACAGCCCGUCGGCCUCCCUCACAUGUAUUAUGAUCAACAAUAUUUUAUUCGAUUUGAUGUUGGAUGUUUGUAUGAUGGAUACUUUUUCAAUGUAGGAUGAUAAUUAACUUUGAAACUAAUGAAUGACUUUUUUAUUA